Messenger RNA from Salvelinus namaycush (lake trout), 1837 nucleotides. RefSeq names its product E3 ubiquitin/ISG15 ligase TRIM25-like. The transcript has 6 exons. The record is from RefSeq and is a predicted model, not a curated record. Gene Ontology annotation, molecular function: protein binding; zinc ion binding. NCBI's taxonomy places the organism in Eukaryota, Metazoa, Chordata, Actinopteri, Salmoniformes, Salmonidae. The coding region runs from base 76 to 1812 and encodes 578 amino acids.
AACUCUCUUCUGAGGAAACAAAACUGAUCUGAGUCUCUGUGUCGUCUGUCUGUGUGAGAGUGAACAACCGUCCAAAUGGCUCAGCAGGGAGUUCUGCUGGACCAGGACCAGUUCUGUUGUUCUGUCUGUCUGGAUCUACUGAAGGAACCAGUCACCAUCCCCUGUGGACACAGUUACUGUAGAAGCUGUAUUGAGGACUGCUGGGAUCAGGAUGUUCUGAAAGGGGUCUACAGCUGUCCUCAGUGCAGACAGACCUUCACUCCAAGGCCUACUCUGACGAAAAGUAACAUAUUGGCUGAGGUGGUGGAGAAACUGAAGAAGACAGGACUCCAGGCUGCUCCCCCUCCUGCUCACUGUUAUGCUGGACCUGGAGAUGUGGCGUGUGAUUUCUGCACUGGGACCAGAAAGCAGAAAGCCCUCAUGUCCUGUCUGGUGUGUCUGGCCUCUUACUGUGAGACUCACCUCCAACCUCACUAUGAAUCUCCUGCUUUCAAGAAGCACAAGCUGGUCAAAGCCACCGCACAACUACAGGAGAAGAUCUGCUCUCAUCAUGACAAACUGCUGGAGGUUUACUGUCGUACCGAUCAGCAGUGUAUCUGUUACCUGUGUACAAUGGAUGAACAUAAAGGCCAUGAUACAGUGUCAGCUGCAGCAGAGAGGACUGAGAAACAGAGGCAGCUGGGGAUGAGUCAGCAGAAGGUCCAGCAGAGAUUCCAGGAGAGAGAGGAGGAGCUGAAGGAGCUCCAACAGGCUGUGGAGUCUCUCAAGCGCUCUGCACAGGCAGCAGUGGAGGACAGUGAUCAGAUUUUUACUGAGCUGAUCCGCUCCAUUGAGAGAAGGAGCUCUGAGGUGAAGGAGCUGAUCAGAGCCCAAGAGAAGGCUCAAGUGAGUCAAGCUGAAGGACUCCUGGAGCAACUGAAGCAGGAGAUAGCUGAGCUGAGGAAGAGAAGCACUGAGCUGGAGCAGCUCUCACACACAGAGGAUCACAUCACUUUCCUCCAGAGUUAUCAGUCUCUCUCCAGUAUCAGUGUAUCUUCAGACUUACCCAGCAUCGUUGUCCAUCCUCUUCAGUACUUUGGAGAUGUGAGUAAGACUGUGUCUGAACUGAGAGAGAAACUAGAAGACUUCCUUAAAGGAGAAUGGACCAAGAUCUCCACUACAGUGAAUAUAGUGGAUGUUGUACUGCCUCCAGAGCCCAAGACCAGAGAACAGUUGUUACAAUGUGAGUCUCUUUAUUGUGAAGUAACUAACAGUCUCUUUUUACUGAUACUCCUAACAAUCCCUCUAGAAAUAUAUAGCAAUAAUUCUUGUCAGCUCACACUGGACCCAAACACAGCGAACUCUCACCUCUCUCUGUCUGAAGGGAACAGAAAGGUGGCCUAUACAAGCACAGUCCAGCCAUAUCCUGACCAUCCAGACAGAUUCACAAACAUUUGUCAGGUUCUGUGUAGAGAGGGUCUGUCUGGACGCUGUUACUGGGAGGUGGAGUGGAAUGGUUCAUUGUUUCAUACAGCAGUCUCAUAUAAAGAUAUCGGAAGAACAGAGGAAGAAGAUGAAUUUGGAAGAAAUGACAAGUCCUGGAGUUUAGAGUGCUCUAGAGGGGAUUAUUUCAGUCACAAUAAUGUUAGGACUAAAGUAUCAGGCCCUCAGUCCUCCAGAGUAGGAAUGUACCUGGAUCACAAGGCAGGUACUCUGUCCUUCUACAGUGUCUCUGACACAAUGACCCUCCUCCACAGAGUCCAGACUGCAUUCACUCAGCCCCUCUAUCCUGGGUUUUAUCUCUAUGCUACUGCUGAGCUGGUUCAACUGUAGUAGGGUCCACAUAGAUACUAGUCAU